AUGGUCAACUCCUGCUGUGGCUGCACCUGCUGCCAGCCCUGCUGCUGUCAGCCCAGCUGCUGCCAGACCACCUGCUGCAGGACCACCUGCUGCCGCCCCAGCUGCUGUGUGUCCAGCUGCUGCCAACCCUGCUGCUGGUAUAAAAGAGCAAGUGGAACAGGGAGCCUUCCAAACUGUUCAAACACAUCUCCUUGCACACCCACCCAGAACCUCCAUCCUCUGAUACCAUGGUCAACUCCUGCUGUGGCUGCACCUGCUGCCAGCCCAGCUGCUGUCAGCCCUGCUGCCAGCCCUGCUGCCAGCCCUGCUGCUGCCAACCCUGCUGCUGUCAGCCCUGCUGCUGCCCCAGCUGCUGCCAGACCACCUGCUGCAGGACCACCUGCUGCAGGACCACCUGCUGCCAACCCAGCUGCUGCACUGAUUCCUGCUGCUGAGCACUCUGUCCUGCACCCUCCUGCCCUUCAGUAG
Molecule: messenger RNA, 468 nt
Organism: Dipodomys spectabilis (banner-tailed kangaroo rat)
Lineage: Eukaryota; Metazoa; Chordata; Mammalia; Rodentia; Heteromyidae
Product: keratin-associated protein 10-8-like
Exons: 2
Coding region: 1-468 (155 amino acids)
Cellular component (GO): keratin filament
Source: RefSeq, a predicted model, not a curated record